This is a messenger RNA of Fusarium coffeatum, 2916 nucleotides long. RefSeq lists its product as uncharacterized. The coding region runs from base 1 to 2916 and encodes 971 amino acids. The record is from RefSeq and is a predicted model, not a curated record. The transcript is spliced from 4 exons. NCBI's taxonomy places the organism in Eukaryota, Fungi, Ascomycota, Sordariomycetes, Hypocreales, Nectriaceae.
AUGGCGAAUCGCAAACUCAAAGGCCCCUCGCACUUUUGCGAGUGGGUAGUUGGCACAACCAUCGAAUCUGCCCUCGGUCCUAUCCCUAAAAGCAAACCCCCCAAGAACAAGAAACGAGAAGUCGUGCGUGUUGAAGUUACUACCGAUGAUGAGUCUGAGGAAGACACCGUCAGGAUCACCUACCCUCGCACCGGACGCAACGUUCCUCCCUCUCCCCCUGACCCCGAACCGGAAUCUGAGCCCGAACCAGAACCUGCUCCUGUGGUUACCGAAGCCAAGACUGUGAUCAAGAAAGUCCGCUUCGAAGAUGGGCCUGUAAAAUCUGCUUUAAAGCAAACCGUCAUCACUACCCCAUUCGAGUCUUCUGAUGAGACAUCUGAAUCUGAGCCAGAAUCGGAUUCCAGUCAGUCUGAAAAUAUUUCCAGUUCUGAUGCCACUGAUUCUGACGCUGAGAGUUCAGAAACCUCUCCCAAGAAAAAGAGAAAGAAGAGAAAGAAGAAGAGACAGAAGCAGAAACAAAUCGAGGCUGAUUCUGAGAGCGACUGGGACUCAGAUCCAGACCCGACUUGUAAGUGUCACAAAUGCGUCAAGGGUCGAGAGAUAUUGAGGAGGAUAGGCAAGAAAAAGAGCAAGGAGUAUACCCCCCCUAGCCCUGAGAAUUCUGAGUCCGAAGCAGAAGAACCCCCCAAGCACAAUCAACAGACUGCAAAGAAAAAGAAGAAAGGCACGAGAUGGAUGCAUGAGCCAGAACUGGACUCAUAUGCCUAUGAUUCUGCUAAAGACACCUCUGAGUCUGAAUAUGACACUCCACCACUUUGGCAACAGCGGCAAUUCAACAGAAAACAGUCCAAGAAACAGGGUAAACAAAAGGGUAAAAAGCAACAAGAGCCAGUGUCCGAACCCGAAACAUCAGAAUCCGAACCGGAGCCUCCCUGGAAGGGCUGGAAGAACAAGAAGCAACAGCAAAAGACCAAUGCCAAAAAGGCUGGCAAGAAAGGCAAAAAGUUUGCUCCGGAUCCAGAACCCGACGAGACUGACGGAGAAAGCUCAGAAUCGGCUAAAGAAACAGAAGACGAGGUCGAGCUAGAAGAGGAACCCGAGCAACAAAGCAAAGGCAAACAGAAGAACAACAAGAAACAAGGUCCCAAGCAAGCUUCGAAGGCAAACAAGCAGACAAACAAGAAGAACAAGAAGCAAAAGGCCGAUAAGAAAGCGAAUAAAGAGCCGGAGGAUCCCAAAGAAGCAGAAGCUGAAGAGAAGACUUCUGAGGGUACCAAAGAACAAGACCAAGGCAAGUUCAGGAAGAUGAGAGGCAAAGAAAAGGCACAGCCUAGAUACAAGGAUGGAGUCAAGAAGGGCAAUUAUCCCGAAGGACUUCCAGGCCCUCACAUGCGUCGCCCUCAGUUGAUCGAACCGAUCCGGGCUCAAGUUGUUCAGACAGAACGCGUGAUCGAAACUCCAGAAGAUCCAGCACCAAAUGCUUACUACGAUCCAGAACACAACGUCAUGAGGGUCUAUCAUGGCCCCGUCUACGGAAACCACCAGAGCAAUGCUCUCUACCCCGACCGCAAUGGUUUCACUCGCCCCUUACCCAUGGGAACACCCCAUCCUAUGCACAAUCCCUUCUACUAUGGCUUCAACAACCCGAAGGAAUACCCCCACUACGCACCUAUGUCGCCAUACCAUCAGCAAUACGCAGGCGUUCCGCCCCCAGAUGCCUAUUCUCACGUGCCAAUCACUCAAGGAAUGUCCCAUCCUCCCUGGUAUGCUAUGGGUGGCCCACCAGGUCCUCCUCCGGGUCCUCCUCAAGCCCCAGCCAGUUACGGACCAAAGACUGCGCCAGCUUCCAGCAAAGACAAAGCCAGUCAGAACAACAACGUUGGACCACCAAGUCUCACUGGAAAGGAUAACCCGUAUCUGCCCAAGAAAUACAGACAGUGCGGUGCAUGGGGUAGUCAAGGAGCCCGGACCGCUUCUAAAGAACACAGCCAACCAUCUGGUUCUGUCAGAGCUGCGUCGAACACUUGGGGCGGUAGCAACAACAAUGAUCAAGGAAACACUUGGGACAGCAACAACAGUAAUGAUCAAGGGAACAAUUGGAACAGCAGCAACAAUAAUGAUCCAGGAAGCAGUUGGAACACCGAAGGAGUUGACGACCAGAAUACCCAGAAUGACCAAGUGGAUUGGGGUACUACCGGUCAAGACAACAGCAAUGGCAACAACGUCGGCGGCGGCGAUGAACAGAAUAACACUUGGGGAAACAAUACCAAUGAGAACCAGGCAGUAACUGAUUGGAAUAAUGGGGACAAUGGCGGUACUCAAGAGACGGCUCCGAAUAGCCAUUGGGACCCCGUACAGCGAGCUGGAUGGAGCACUGGAUCGAACAAGAGCAACGAAACUGUCGUCAAGGGAGCCCACUGGGGCAAUGAUACUUUCCCAGGUGCUAGUGGUGACUGGGACCACUCGAAGGAUGGUGUGAGCAGUGUUGGGCAAGGCGCAGACAACAACGUUGGUGUUUGUGGAGCCAAUGAUGGGAACGCAAAUGGGAACGAAAAUGGGAACAGGAACGGGAAUGGCCAACCUGCCUCUUCAGCAGGAGACGACCCCGACAACGUUAUGCCCGGCACUUGGGUAGAGACUCCGGCCGUCACUGCACCUUGGGGCGAUCCCUCUGCAGCACAAGACACAAAUGGUGCAGCCGAUGUUUGGGGGUAUGGUAUCCGCAAAAUCAAGGAUGCUAUGACUGACUGCCUCCUCUUCUUACACACAACCCCAGACAUGAGAAAACUCGACUUUUCCUUAGAUUUGAGUCAAGUUAUCUUCCUCCUCUUCUUCUGGGCCCAAAAGGUCAAUAUCUUGAAGCUUUUGCCUCGUAAAAUGCGCCGUAAUGCCAUGAUACAAACCAACCCGCCCUAG